GGGCUGUGGAGCGACGGCGGCAGCAGCGAGCAGGCAGGCGCGGAGCUGCCCUUCCAUAGGAGCCGCCAUUAGCGCUGGGACCCGCUGACAGGGUCUCGGCGGCGGCGGCCGGCGCGGCGCGGGGAGCGGAUCAGCCGGGGUGGGUCCCCGUUUGAUGGAUCCCCGGAUAGCCUGGUUCCAGCCAGAGCAGCUCGGCCCCUCGAACCGCCUGUGGAUGCAGAUCUGGGAGACCACGCAGGGGGUCCGCAACCUCUACUUCCAGCAGCAGCAGCAGCAGGAGCAGCAGCAGCAACAGCAGCAGCAGCAGCAGCAGCAGCAGAGCGCCCCCGCCGCGGCCGGCCCGGCCUCCCCGCCCGGCAUGUACCGCGCCCCCCGCGCCGACCCCCCGCCCGACUUCCUGCCGCUCGAGAGCGCCAACAACCCGCACAGCCGCGGGCACCGCCAGGCCUCGCCGCCCCCGGGGGCCGCCGCCUGGGCCCGACCCGCGCGGGGGGCGCCGCCCGCCGCCGCCGCCGCCGCCAGCAACAAGAGGAAGCGCGACAACAAGGCCAGCACCUUCGGGCUCAACUACAGCCUGCUGCUGGGCCGCGUCCCCGCCCCGGCCGACGAGCCGGCCGCCCGCGCCCAGCCCGGCCUGGCCGAGCCGCUCUACACCGGCACCCCCUGGAAGAAGAGGAACUACAGCCAGGGAGUCGUGGGUCUUCAUGAAGAAAUCAUUGACUUUUAUAAGUAUAUGUCUCCCAGACCUGAAGAAGAGAGAAUGCGGAUGGAAGUGGUGACCAGAAUAGAAAAUGUUAUCAAAGAGCUCUGGCCUAAUGCAGAUGUGCAGAUAUUUGGAAGUUUUAAAACUGGUUUAUAUUUACCUACAAGUGAUAUUGAUUUAGUUGUGUUUGGAAAAUGGGAGACAUUACCUCUCUGGACCCUGGAAGAAGCUCUUAGAAAGCACAAUGUAGCAGAUGAAAACUCAGUAAAAGUUUUAGAUAAAGCAACUGUACCUAUUAUUAAACUGACAGAUUCUUUCACUGAAGUAAAAGUUGAUAUAAGCUUUAAUGUACAGAAUGGGGUUAAAGCAGCCCAGCUCAUCAAAGAUUUUAUCAAGAAAUACCCUGUGUUGCCAUUUCUAGUUUUAGUAUUGAAACAGUUCCUGUUGCAGAGGGACCUUAAUGAAGUAUUUACAGGUGGAAUUGGUUCUUAUAGUCUCUUUUUAAUGGCUGUCAGUUUCCUUCAGCUGCAUCCCAGGGAAGAUGCCUGUAUGCCCAAUGCCAACUAUGGUGUUCUUUUAAUAGAGUUUUUUGAAUUAUAUGGACGUCACUUCAAUUAUCUGAAGACUGGAAUCCGAAUAAAGGAUGGUGGCUCUUAUGUUGCCAAGGAUGAAGUGCAGAAAAGCAUGUUGGAUGGCUACAGACCAUCAAUGCUGUACAUUGAGGAUCCAUUACAGCCAGGUAAUGAUGUUGGGAGGAGUUCCUAUGGUGCCAUGCAAGUGAAGCAGGCUUUUGAUUAUGCCUAUGUUGUUCUGAGCCAUGCGGUUUCCCCCAUAGCUAAAUAUUAUCCUAACAACGAAACAGAAAGUAUAUUAGGGAGAAUAAUUAGAGUAACACAAGAAGUGGCCACCUACAGAGACUGGAUAUCCAAGCAGUGGGGAAUGCAAAGCAGAACAGAAUCUUCAUGUAAUGGUAAUGGAGUAACCUUGAUAGUAGAUACUCAGCAGCUGGACAAAUGCAACAAUAAUAUUGCUGAAGAGAAUGAAGCACUGGGAAAACCUAGAAAUAAAACCUCAGAAACACUUAGUAAACAUUCUUCAAAUUCUUCAUCAGGUCCUUUAUCAUCAUCAUCAUCCACUCUGUCCAGCUCUAGUGAUGUAGAUUCUGAUGGAACACCUUGCAAAACCUCUAAACAGUUGAGUUGUCGUCAGUCUACCACAAACAGAGUGGGGUCACAAGAAGUGUCACUGGAAUCCUCCCAGUCAAGUGGGAAAACACAAAAUAGCCAAACAGCCAAUACAUCCAGCAACACGAACAAAUCUCAGCAUGGAUCUGCACGGUUAUUUCGCUCGUCCAACAAAGGCUUCCAAGGUCCAACAAACUCAAGCCAUGGUACCUCAGUCACAAACAAACAGCACCAAGGCAGCAAAUCACACCAUCAGUUUUUCCACGGCAAAAAGAGGAAACACAAGAGGGAUGCAGCCCUGUCAGACCUUUGUAGAUAGUUGCCUACUUUAUGACUGUUCUUCUGUGUGCAAUGAUCUCAUGCUACAGGAUAGUUUGAUAGUGACUCCUUGGAUCUCUUCUGGAGCUUCAGACUGUUCAGACAUAGAUUAGCAACUGCAUUUUUUUUUCCCAGCUCGCCACGGAACGGAACAUGAAGAUUGAUCACUGCAAAAUAAAAAAAGAAAAAAAAAAAAAAGAAAAAAAAAGAAAAAAAUGGACAAAAAAAGGAAAAAAUAAUUUUUUUAAAAGAGGAAAAAGGCUGCUCAUUUGAUAAGUCAUAUGCUACAACAGGGUCAUUUAGGAUAUAAAAGCUUGAAUGUAAAAUAAAUGUAUUUCCCAUCAGCUCAUGCUGACUUGUAGAGAUAGUACUCAGUGUGUCUAGGGGGUGGUAACAAACAAAUAAAACACAAAAAAUAGGAAAAAAAAGGCAAAAAAUUGUAUUUUGAGGGAAACCCAGCCUUUAAAGGUGAAAGUAAUUUGUGCAUGAUUUUUUAAUUAUUUUUGCAUAUACUUACCAUUUUAUUGUGUAUAUAUAGAUGACCAUAUAGGAAAACUGACAUUUGUAAUAGUGGAUUUGUUAAUACUUUUUACAUAACAUUACUGUUUAAAUUGUAAACAUAAAUUUUUCUCAGGAUUAGUUUGGAAAAUAAUCUGAAUUGUCAUCUUAACAUCCAUAUAAAGAGACAUUACUAGUUAUAUUGCUCAGAAUUUCUUUUCUUGGCAUUUGGAAGAGCUCAUAGAACUUUUGAUCUGCAAAAGCUGUUCCUCUGAAAGAAAGGUUUCUGGUGGCAAAUGAAGAUUUUCAUUUGUAUAAAGUGUACAUGUACUUUGUGUAGACACUGAGCUUGUCAUCUCUGAGAAGUAACUUCACCUUGUUUUCUAGAGUGCCAUCAUUUCAGGCAAUGGGGUUUUCUAGUUGCAUCCUUCUCUUCCUUCCCUUAGUGGUCUCUCCUCUACCCUUCCUUCUUUUUUUAAAGAAAAAACAAAAGGCCACUCGGGGUUGUAUUUUUUUUUUGUUUGAUUGAUGGUGGUGAUUGUUUUCUUUUUCUUUUUUUUUUUUUUUUUUUUUU
Molecule: messenger RNA, 3277 nt
Organism: Oenanthe melanoleuca
Lineage: Eukaryota; Metazoa; Chordata; Aves; Passeriformes; Muscicapidae
Gene: TENT4B
Product: terminal nucleotidyltransferase 4B
Exons: 12
Coding region: 155-2206 (683 amino acids)
Biological process (GO): RNA 3'-end processing
Cellular component (GO): TRAMP complex; nucleolus
Molecular function (GO): poly(A) RNA polymerase activity; mRNA binding
Source: RefSeq, a predicted model, not a curated record